AUGGCUCCAAGCGGCUACCCCGUACUCCCGGAGAAGCUUCUCCUCAUUUCGCUGAAGAUGUACUUUACCCCGGAGCGCACUCUAAAUUAUCUUCGCGCCCUCCUAGCUCCCGACAUCGUCAAACCCGCCAACCGCGAGAAGAUCCUCCUCGCUCUAAUUCCAGACUUUCUAACGAUCUGGCCCUGCGCCGAGAUCCUCAAAGAAUAUGAGAACCAACUCGUUGCAUCGGGAAUCUCUGCCUCCCCACCACCGCUCCUUCUCGGUGCCCAGGACUGCAUGUGGGAGGAGAACGGCGCCUACACAGGUGAAGUCUCCCCAGCCUCCAUCCGCGCUCUGGGCUGCUCAAUCGUCGAGCUAGGCCACGCAGAACGUCGCGCUAUCUUCGGCGAAACAGAUGAGCAGACAGCUCGUAAGGCUGCUGCGGCCUGUGCACAGGGUAUGGUGCCGCUUGUUUGUGUUGGCGAGAUCACUGCCCCGGGCGCGGUUGCUUCAGAAGCUGUCGGACAAGCUGUUGCAGAGUGUGCUGUGCUCGUACGCGCCGUAUUAGCUGCUAUCCCUGCGGAUGCGCCGGUCAUUUUUGCCUACGAGCCUGUUUGGGCUAUUGGAAAGCCUAAGCCUGCUGGGGUGGACCACGUUGCUGCGGUUGUGGAGGGAAUUCGGGGUGUGGUGGGACCCCGCACUGCCCGCAUUCUCUACGGUGGGAGCGCUGGACCCGGUCUCUGGGGCGCUGGUGGACUCGGCAAAGCAGUAGAUGGAAUGUUCCUUGGACGCUUUGCGCAUGAGACUGAUGGUGUGCGGAAAAUCGUUGCCGAAGUGGAGGAGAGCUUAGGCAUUGCCUAA
Molecule: messenger RNA, 840 nt
Organism: Penicillium angulare
Lineage: Eukaryota; Fungi; Ascomycota; Eurotiomycetes; Eurotiales; Aspergillaceae
Product: triose-phosphate isomerase
Exons: 1
Coding region: 1-840 (279 amino acids)
Biological process (GO): glycolytic process; glycerol catabolic process; gluconeogenesis
Cellular component (GO): cytosol
Molecular function (GO): triose-phosphate isomerase activity
Source: RefSeq, a predicted model, not a curated record